Messenger RNA from Drosophila virilis, 1240 nucleotides. Its product is annotated as probable palmitoyltransferase ZDHHC24. Gene Ontology annotation, cellular component: Golgi apparatus. Gene Ontology annotation, biological process: protein palmitoylation. The record is from RefSeq and is a predicted model, not a curated record. Gene Ontology annotation, molecular function: palmitoyltransferase activity. Lineage: Eukaryota; Metazoa; Arthropoda; Insecta; Diptera; Drosophilidae.
AAAAUCAGUAGAAACCAAGCAAACCGAGCACUUGCUCAAAUAAUUUGCAAAAACAUUUAAACCAAGUUUUUAACUCGCACUUACUGUGGUGUUUUAUUCUGCUAUAUUUUAACUUUUUUGGUUUUUGUGUCAGCAAUGGUCAAAAUUCCCGUGAGAGUCCUGAGGCAGGUGUGCCGUUCAAUCAUCUGCCUGGAGACGAGCAUGUGGCGCUUCAUCAAGCAGCAUCGCGUGCGAAUAAUUCAGAUAGUUCAUCCCCUGUCGGCAGCCCUGUUGUUGCUCGCCGUUGGAUUCUUUUUUAUAUACGAAAUGUUUUACAUACUGCCCGAGUUUUGUGACACGUCCGGCAUAUUCUAUAAUUUCAAUUGGCUGCUCUGCGCCUUUCUGCUCCACAAUAUUGCGGGCAACAUGAUCAUGUGCUGGCGCACAGAUACAAGCUUUGUGGCACUGCCCAAGUGUCGACAGCAUCCGCUGCCAACAGAGGCGCAUCUAUGGCACUUGUGCACCCACUGUCAGAUGCUGGUGCCGCCACGAGCCUGGCACUGCCGUCUCUGCAACUGUUGCAUGCUGAAGCGGGAUCAUCAUUGCAAUGUGACGGCCAAUUGUGUUGGGCAUCUCAAUCAGCGCUAUUUUGUCGGCCUGUUGUUCCAUCUUAGCCUGGGCUGUGGCAUUGCCUUCGUCUACAAUGUGUAUCAUCUGUGGAGCCAGCGCCAGAUCUUGUUCAGCGAUCCCAUUGGCUAUUUGAGUCUAUCUAUGGGCUUGCGGAUCGUGAGUUUCCCGGGUCACAACAACAAUGAUCCCACAAUCGAUUCGAAAUUGACCUGGCUUAUCAUAAAUGGCGGCGUUAUCAAGCUCAAUAUUUUCGCCAUGAUAUUGGCCAGUUCGCACCUGAUCCUGCAGCUGAUCAUGAUUAGCCGCGGCAGCUGUUUGUAUUUUGUACGUGAUCGUAGCUACGAUUUUGGCUUUUGGCAAAAUCUGCAGCUGGUGUUGGGAAAGCGUCUAUUCUGGACCAUGUUGUCGCCGCUUGUGCCCAGCCCCCUGCCCCACGAUGGCACCCAGUGGCAGCAGCAUGCUCUGGAGCAGGGGGCCAAGAAGCCCGUAUAAACGGAUUCAUUUGUUUCAGACACGAAUCCCGGAUUCCCGAUUCGGUGUGGGGCGGCAAACUCUGAACUAAAUUCACAUAAUAUAUGUACGUUUGUUUUAUGCCCUGACCGAAAUCGAGUUUAACGCCUCAUUUAAUCGA